UUUCCGCAUAUUUUCACUUACUCACUCAGUCACUCUUCUCUUUUCUUCUCUCGUUGCUUAUGGAGUUCUUUAAUAACGAACUCGAUUCUUUCUCUAACGACAUCGACAAAAUAAUGGAGAUUUCACCUAUGGAUGAUUUCGACGAUUGGGCGCCAUUGUUAACCUACAAAAGCACGCAGAAGCUUUUCCUGAACGACUUGCCAGAAGUGGAUAACGACUUUGACGACCUUCCACCUCUGGACGAUUUCAAGAAAGAGCGCGAGGAAGAGGAUCAAGAACACAAGCAGUUACUACAACUUGCUCCGAUUAGUACGAUUAAGAACAAGAAGAGUGAGUUGGAAUACGAUGAGAUCAAGAAGCACUUCGAUUUGCCAAUCACAGAAGCUGCUAGCAAGAUGAACAUUGGUUUGACAUUGUUGAAGAGAAGGUGCAGAGAACUCAGCAUCAAGCGUUGGCCUCAUAGGAAAAUCAAGAGCUUGCAUUUACUCAUACAAACUCUCAAGGAGAUAGGUUUGGACAAUGAAGUUGAAAUGUUGGAGCAAGAAAUAAACAUGUUGAAGCAAGUUCCAGGGACGGAAAUCACACAAGAGACCAAGAAACUAAGGCAGGCUUAUUUUAAAGCCAAUUACAAAAGGAGGAAACUUUUGGCCUCUAACUGUUCUUCAUCAUCAUCAUCAUCAUCACUUAGCUAAGCUACUAAUCUUUCUAUGUUCAUAUUCCAUCUGAUCAAAGCAACAGUUAUUAGAUAUUAACAUAGUUUAACUGUUUAGUGCUUGCAUUGUUGCAAUGGUUGUAUUUUGGUUAGAAGAUGCGAGGAUGUUUCCUCCUCUCCUUCACUAACACGUCUCCGUUGCUAUGUUGAUCACGUUAUUACCAAAUAUAUGUGCAGAACCUGCAAAAGCUCAGUGAGCUAAAUCAAGAAAGUAGAAACAAUCAACUUUACUUGGUCAAUGGCGUCAAUGCAUAAUCUGGUUGGUUCAUAAUAAGUAAAGUAUGAAACAUGCUAUUUUCAUCGAGCGGGAGCGAAUUGGGAGAGUAAAAAUUGGACCUUUAAGAAGUAAGCUUACAGAUUCCGUAUUAGUGGUGGAAAAUGAUGCUGUACCAUUAUUUAUGGUAUUUGGAAAUUGGAAAUUUUUCCUAAGAAAUAUACUGAAUUAAAAACCAGAAAUUAUUUUUAAUAUGGAAAGAGAGAUGGUGUUUUGGUUGAAUAUUGAUAUUUGAAGUGUAUUCCAAUAGUAUGGAAAUCAUUCAACACGCUCCCCACGUGUUGGCUAAGAAGCUGCCACGUGUUCAACACGCCCCCACGUGUUGGCCAGAAUGCUGCCACGUGUCCACCACGCCCCCCACGUGUUGGCUUUCC
Arachis ipaensis is the source of this 1360-nucleotide messenger RNA. RefSeq names its product RWP-RK domain-containing protein (gene RKD4). The record is from RefSeq and is a predicted model, not a curated record. Gene Ontology annotation, molecular function: DNA-binding transcription factor activity. Lineage: Eukaryota; Viridiplantae; Streptophyta; Magnoliopsida; Fabales; Fabaceae.